Messenger RNA from Solea solea (common sole), 2378 nucleotides. RefSeq names its product tumor necrosis factor receptor superfamily member 12A. Gene Ontology annotation, molecular function: protein binding. Gene Ontology annotation, biological process: positive regulation of apoptotic process. Gene Ontology annotation, cellular component: plasma membrane. Lineage: Eukaryota; Metazoa; Chordata; Actinopteri; Pleuronectiformes; Soleidae. The record is from RefSeq and is a predicted model, not a curated record. The coding region runs from base 313 to 678 and encodes 121 amino acids. The transcript has 5 exons.
AGGUGGUUUGUGCGUGAAACUUUCACUUCGAGUGAAACAAAUGAAACCUCGCUGUGUGCCAGUGGAGUUUCCUGUGAGUCCGGGGAGUGCGCACAGAGAAUCCGAGCAGUUACAGUACAUAGGAAAUGACUCAUAGGAGUUGAACUGUUAGCGUGGGUGUGUGCGCACUAUUAAAACAAGGCGCAGACUCCUGUGGGUGACUCACUCUGAUGCUCGCUUUUCCAUGCUGAAAACCAGCGCGGAUUGUUAAUCAGAUGAACUUUCGGGAAUCGUGUAGCCGACAGCGAGCAGCGUUUAUCCUGCACACACACCAUGGCUUCUGACGCUCUCUGCGCGCUCUGCGGACUUAUUAUAGCGGCCGUGACACAUUUCCACGCUGUGAGCGCACAGAAAAGUCUGUGUGGCAAUUCAGAGUUCUGGAACUCGGACUUGGACGUUUGUGUGCCGUGUUCAUCGUGCAAGCAGUACCCGAAGACCCCGUCGUGCAACACAUGUAAACCUGUGGACGACUCGCACGACAUGUGGAAACUCGCGGCCAUCGCCAGCUUCUCAGUGCUGGCCGUCGUGUUGGUCGGCGCGGCGUUGCUCAUCGGGGUCAUGGUGCAUCGGCGCACGUCACACACGCGACCUCUACGUGAACCCAUUGAAGAAACUGCAGGGCCACUUUAUCAAGCUUAAACAUUUCAGUAGCCUCAUCCUCCUCUGGAAACAGAUGUGACAGAAACGAGCAGUGACUGGCUCAGAGCUGGACGCAGCAAACCUCUGGACCAUGAAGUGUGUACUCCGAGCGACUGCAGAGUAUCUCCUGACCAGAAUCAGACCACAUUUUUUUUUUUAUUUAUUAGACUGUAACAAGUGAAGAGAUGUGCUCAGUUCUCACACUUACACGCAGUGUAAGGUCCCAUACUGACCGCAGGGCACAUGCAGUACCGCGAGCAACUCUCACACCUCUGUAAGAAUAGCAACAACAUUAUACUCCAGUGGUAGCAUCUUCAGACUUUGUGUGCCUUUUGUAUUCCAUGUAAAAAAGAAGAGAUUUUGAUCUGGAAGACCUUUGUGGAAUCAUAGAUGUUAGAUUCAGAUUUCCGCCUAAACUACAAUCCGCGCUCCUGUUUUGUAUUGUGCUGUUUUUCGAGCAGGAAUCCAAUGAAUGUAACACAGCUACUGCUGCCUGCUGGGCUGCAGCGUGAUCCCCUGCUAUUCUGCAGGGUUAGACGAGGUUCUCUCCGCUGGUUAUUCACCACAAGAGCCUCUUAGAUAUAAAAUGCAUGGAGUAAGACAUACUGUAAGGCACAUUAAGGCCAUUUGAAUGUAGCUAUUGUUAGGUGAAAUGUUUUCUUAGCCCGUGUCCCUGUCAGUACCUCCAUGGACGCGUUCUUUCUCUAGUCUAACACUCAGUGAUAGAGAUGUUGAUAAAGGGAGCAGACUGUGCUUGUGCACUGUUACUGGGUCUACUGAGACCAACACACACACCCUUUAUUGCAGGUCAUGACAAUAUUGUGUUUCCUGUGUUAAUGUUUUAGAUGAUUUAAGCAGAUGUUUUUCACGAGUACGAGCCCUGCGUACACGUUACAGUCUGCAGGACAGGAUGCUUGCAACACUAGACACACAAUCCCACACUGCUAACACAUGUGGGAAUGUUGUUGAGAAUGCACUGUAGCGACAAAAAAAGAAAAGAAAGAAUGACACCUACAGUGUUUCAGGUGGUGCUGCGCUAUCACGACGCUCGCUGACUCUGACUCGUCAGUCGAUUUCAGAUCUGCAACAAGGCAAAAAAAACGGAAAAAAAACAAGGAGGAAUCAUGUUUAGAUGUCUGUUAGUAAUUUUGUGGCCGCUGUAACCAGUGAGAACAUGGUGGGCAGGAUUGUUUUCCACUUUUUUUAUAGUAAAAAAUGUGUGUUUUUUAAUCUCUAAUCUACAGACCAUCAUGCACGUGUGGUUACUUAAGAAUUCUUGUGAUAUUUUGUCACUGACAAAGGUUUCAGGUCUUGACUUGGAUCUGUCUGCUUGUGGGUAAACGGUCGCCCUCUGGAAACAAAAUUAAGGCCUCACAUAGAAAUACAGAUGACUUCAUGUCUUUUUUUCUGUUUCAAAUAUGUUUAUAUUAUUUAUUUGUAAGUAACUUGCAGUGUUUGUGUUGCCACAGCUGCAGGGGACAAGCACAUUUUUUUUUUAAAAAAGGGACUCCAGUGAAGAUAGGCCAGACAUCGAGGUUACUGAGCAAUAACUAACGCUUUCUGCUCUUUUUCUAAUGCUUUCUAUGUCUAACUGUAUAUACUGUACAUGCACUGGCUUCUUUUACUUACUGCAAUCUUAUCAAGUGCUUUGUGUACCAAAAGUAUUUUCACAAUAAAACUGACAGUUUAAAAUAAUAAAA